GAAUAAAUGUUUCUUAUUCCUUUCGUGUUCUUCACAAUAGUACGCAAUAUGGCAAAAUCGGACCGUUGAUGCCUAUAGGUGCCAGUGGGGUGGGAAAAACAACCAUAACAUUGGUUCCUGAGCACCGAAAGUAAAGUUGCGUACGAGACGUAUACAGAGCAGAUUACGCCUUCACCAGCCAUAAGCAGACCGCCGAACGUAACCAAAUAUCCGACCUAUGCGGACGAUAUCUGAUAAGCGCCGUGUCGCUCAGUCUCGGCACGGGGUUUUGAAUGACGUGAGCGAAACAUUGCGAGCGAAGGAAUGAGAACUGUCCAUGUAUCAAGGUCGGCACCUUAUAAGAUGACGGGGAGACGGAGAGCAUAAAGCAAUGCCGGAGGUCACGGUGGAAAAAAAAAAAAACGAAUGAGAAUCGAGCAAAAUCAACAAAUAAGAACUACAAAAGAAGUGCGCACCUCCAAGUCAUCUCGCCCUGACGAGCGAGUGAAAAACGCCGUGAGCGUGUGGUAUAGUGAUGACGUGAUAAGGGAGCCAGAUAUCUUUUCCGCUGAUUGACUACGCCGUGGAGCUGCGCACGCGAUUCGUGUGGUGGAAAAAGCUUGAAGCACGGAUCCCGCCACAACUGUGCUACCACAGCUUCGAUGCGGAAGAAACGCCGUCCGUGCUUCAGCCUGGCUUCGAGCGAAGACAGCGGCGUCGCGCUGGGCUAUAUGCACCCGUGCUCCAGCACCGCCGUGGUGCCCGUGGUCGCCGAGCAGCGGCUCACGGCGGCCAAGCCUAUUCACAGCGACGAGUCCCUGGCCGAGUUGUUCGCCCUCAUCGAGAGCAACCCCUGCCUCUGGAAGAACGACUCGAGGAGCUUCAAAAACCUGCGACUCAAGCGCUGCCUCUGGAAACGCUUUGCCGUUCACCUCCAGAAGCUUUUCCCCAUGCUGGGACCGUUCACUGCUGACAAUCUGCGGUACGUGUACAGCAUCAAGCGGCGCCAGUACUAUGACGAAUUGAAGGACAAGACUGCACGGACGAAGUCUGGAGAACUCGAAUACACGGGUCGGUGGAAGUUCUUCGACUGCUUGAGCUUUCUACGAGUCCACUCGGAGCCCUACCGGCUUGCGGUCACCAGUCCGCUACUUCACUUUGAGAAAGACCAACUGCUCGAGCUCGAGGAAGAGAACGACGAUGUGCUGUUGGACGACGGUGAAGCGAGCGUAGUGGAAGCCGAUGAAUCUAGCAUCCUUCCCGACAGCAUCCACGAAUCUUCCGAAGUCCUUGUUAACGAGGAGCCGGCAGCGAACGUCUGCGCCGUGUACUCCAAUGACCUCAGCUUCGAAGCUUCGUCGCCUCGGCCCACCAAGAAGGCUCGCCUCUCUGCCUCCAGCUUCGGCGUUCAGCCACUUGUCCCGUUAGAUACGUGCAGCAGCAGCAACGCCGUGCCUCAAGUCGAGAGCAUGCAGCCACCAACUACUGCCGUCGGCGGCUACUACGACGAGUGUGACCAGUUCGGCAAUAUCAUUGCCAACUACAUGCGUCGCCUUUCGGAUGAGGACCGGCUAGAGUUCCACUGCCACAUCAUGAGCUGCACAAAGGACUUUUUCAAGUGCUUCACGCGUUUCAACAAACGGCGCCCAUGACUACCUAUAUACUCCACUGUAACGAGCAAACUGGCGCGUCGCAAAAGUCACGUAAGCAUCAAGCUGCACGUUUCAAGUUUCCACGUUUAUGACCUAUCCAGGUCGGCCUGUUUUUCUGGGUAUGUCUUCUGAUUUAAACAGCCUUCGCUCCUGUAUUUUCUGUUUCCUGUUCAGACUUGCGUAACGUGUGGUGUUAAUAAAUAUAUUGGUACAAAACCA
Dermacentor andersoni is the source of this 1850-nucleotide messenger RNA. RefSeq lists its product as uncharacterized. The record is from RefSeq and is a predicted model, not a curated record. Lineage: Eukaryota; Metazoa; Arthropoda; Arachnida; Ixodida; Ixodidae.